UCUCUCUUUUUGAAUUUAACUCGUGUCCUAAUUGGUCUUGGUCUUUGUCUGAUGUUCAGUUUAGUUAUUGUCCGAUCUAACUACACACUCUCUUAUUACAUCGACGUUCAACAUAAUUGCACAUGUGGUGGAGGUUCUGUGAUCGAAAAAAAUUACUAGUAUUAUCUCAAAUUAUUAUUCCAUUAGUGGUUUUUUCUAAAUUAAUCAAUUUGACUAAUUGAGAGAGACUUUUAUGUGAUAAGAUCAUAUCUCUGAUUCGAUUUCUUCCAUUAAUAGAAUUAAAGUAAAAAAAAAAAAGAUUUUUAUUCCCAAAGACUUUCCCGUGACAACAGAGUUUUUUUUUUUUGUUUCUUACAACGGGAAAAAAGGUAACUUGAAAAGACAGAGAGCUAUUUUGGUGAAUUGUGUUUCAAAAAGUUGUCUACUUUACCUGUGACCCAGAUCUGAAAUAACUGUGUAAAAGUAUGGAAACACUCUUCUUGAUCUUUGGUUCCAUUGUUUUUCACGCUUUAAUUUGAACAAGUGGGUUUUUGAAAAUUUAUAAAUUUUUACCCGGGAACUUUAGUAUAUGGUUCAUAUUUAAUCUCUUUUUAGGCAUUGCUUUUAGUGUAGUUCUUCUGUUUUAAAGGGGUUUACACUUCUUCUUCUAGUAGUUCUUUGUCUGUUUUGGUCUGUUCUGUCUUAAGAUGGUGUCUGAAUCAAAAGGAAGUAAAGAUGAAACCUUUUUCGAUACCCAGCAAUGGCUACAAUCUGACUCAGACGAUGAUUUCCACAGCGUUAAUGGCGAUUUCACUCCUUCGCGUGGAAACACUCCUAAGAGCAGCUUCUCGGACAGACUUCCUCGCAUCAACAACCUUAUAUUCCACGAGAAUAAGCCUUCUCGAGGCUCUUCCCCAGCGCCAAAACCGAGGAGGAAGAAGCUUGGUGAUCUCUUCAGAGAAAGUAUAAGAGAAGAACGAGAGGAAAGCUCUGGAGGGUCAUCUUCUCUCAGCUCUCCUUAUCUCUCUGGUGAAAACUCAGGCGAGUUCAACAAGGUCGCCAUUGAGGACUCUAGCGUAAAGGAAGAGAAGAAGAAGUCUAACUGGCAGCAUCAUCGUUGUCUUCCUGGUUUCUCUGCGUGUGGUGGAAGUUUCAUGGAGAGGAGGAAGAAGAUGAGCUCUGAAACUGGGGUUGUUGCUGUGAAAUGAGAUGCAGAGAGAACAAUAUUGUUGUGUAUAUGAUAAAAUGAGAGAGAGAUCUCAGAGAAAAAAAAGCUCUUGUGAAUUUUUACAAGUACUACUUCACUUGCUGUGAUGAGAAGAAAAUGAAUCCCAUAGUUGAAGAGAUUAUGUAAAAAAAGAAGAGAUGUUCUGGUGUUGUUGAAGAAAUGAUGACUAUUGGAUCUUUGGCUUGUGUGAAGUUUAAAAAAUCUUACCAUGGUUCAUUGUUGCUUA
This is a messenger RNA of Brassica rapa (field mustard), 1433 nucleotides long. RefSeq lists its product as uncharacterized. NCBI's taxonomy places the organism in Eukaryota, Viridiplantae, Streptophyta, Magnoliopsida, Brassicales, Brassicaceae. The record is from RefSeq and is a predicted model, not a curated record.